AUGAAAAUCCCAUCUGGCUUGACUGACUUCGAUGGGAAUGCUCUUAAGGGAGAAGUCUACUUGACAAGCGGCAACUCGGGUACUCCAGGUAACCGGACGAAGCUACUUGAAGUGGACGUGAAGCAACAAGGCAGGCACUUCACUUGCCACACUCUGACCGCAGAAAACGAUGCUAUCGUACCGUGCUUCAACAUAAGUUCAGGUGUUAAGGAGUUCGUUGACGUUAAAGUCGAUGGUAUCUUACGGGCUUCUCAUAGCAACGAGGGUGGUACCAAAAACUUCAGCAAGAAGUUUGAAUGGGUUGUUGGUCGAAUCAAAUCGGACAACAGAUAUGUCGACAGAAUUUAUCAGCUACAAAUAGCAAAGAGGAAUAUUGAAAAGACACGAAACGUCAAAGGUGGCGCACCUCAUUCAGUCGGCAGCAUCGAAAUACAAAUAUUCCGCAGAGAUCCCAACGCUCAUAAGAACCACGCAACUGGUUCUGAUUCUGAUGAUUCCUCAUCAUUAUCAAAAGAAGAAACUCCAGAUCUCGGCAAUGCAAAACGUGCACCGACGUUUGAAGACCAUACCCACUGGUGGAAUCUUAAUCCAUGUGUUGAUGAAGACACUAUUCCUUCUCCACCAUUCGAAGUUGGCGGCGUUGGUCAUAGGAAGUUUCAGGGUAACGCGAAAGGCCUCGUUGUGAAGAAAUGGCCUGGUGAUUAUAAAGUUUGUGCUUCAUUUAAAUUCCUGCUCUUCUCUACCGCCGAUUUCCACAAGAUGGACUUCCUGGAUACCCCAGAAUACAUCGGAACACCAUGGAAUGGAACAAGGGCAUCGUCAAAGAACCCGACGGCAAAGGAUGUUUCACGAGCAUCAAAGGCUUCUUCGGUCAUUGACUCCGAUGAUGUUGACAGUCAUCAUGAUGAUGAUCUUGUUGAUACUGUUGAAAAUGUCGAUAAGCCUGGACCUGAGACAAGGACUAAAAUCGACGGGCCAACAAAGAUUUCCAAAGGGAAAGAAGUUGGUAGGAAGGCGAUUAGAACCAGUGUUUCUAUAGAAAUAGAAGUUCCUUCUCAAGCAGUCAAGUCGACGAAACCAGUGGGGAAAAAGACUAGGGUCAUCGAAGAUUCUCAGUCCUCAGAAACUCUCGAUGAAAGCCACGCUGGAGUCAACAGAACUGUGUCAAAGCCUUCUCGUCCUUUAAAAGUAUCUCAAUUUAUUGAUCUUAGUGGUGAAGAUGCUAGCGAACCUACAGAUACCGCAGUCUUUGCACCAAUUAUCAAGAUUGAAAAAGAUGAGUUUGCGGGUGAUCGCUUCGAUCAAGGCAAUGGAACUCGAACAAACCUCAAGAGAAAGCCACUUUCUAUGCUCGGUGUGGAGGGAGCUCCGGCAAGCGAAGCCUGGAAUGAUCCUGAUCGUUCUUUGUGGUACCAACGCAGAGGCUUAAGCAAAAAUUUAGACGAUUCUCUCACGCUCAAUGUUGAUAAAUCCCAAGCCGAGAAAGAUCUUACCUCGUCAGACAAAUCCAAAAUUAUAUCUUUGGAUGACCCAGACAGCUUGAACCAGCCGUCUGUGUCGUGUAUAGUCGGAGAGGCAGCCGAGAAAGAGACUGUCACUCACUUCAAGCCACUUAGUACUCAGGUGGGUGGUCCAUCCUGGGAGCCGUUGACCCCGCCAGUAUCGUCAAAGAAGUCAGGCUCACAUUACUUUGACCAUUUUGGAACCGAAAGACGUCUUUUGUUUGGAGAUUCCAAUGGCACAAUCCCAAUUGAAUCAGCAGCUCGUGCUAUUGUCACUGAAGAUAAUUAUAGCGACAAUGAUAGCCGCGAAGCGAGUCCCUCAGUCAAACACGACCGGAGAGUUCCAGAAAACAAAGCUGAAGAAUUAAGCCGACACGGCCUAGAAUUCACCCUGGAAACAAAAACUUCAAAUAUUGAGAAACCUGGCCAGUCUUCAAACGCCAAUAACAUGGAACCAAAUUUUGACGAGUUCAUUCACACAUCGCCUCGGCCUGAAGAUACAGAAAUGGUUAACGCCAUCGAAGCCGAUCCUGAAACAGAGUUGACAGCACCAAGAUCGCCAUCUCGCGAGGCUGAUCCUCAAUCUACAAUCACAAACCAAGAUCGAGAUUCUGUAAAUAAAACCGUACCUCCUCAAUCUCAAGAAUUGAACGACUCACAAAAUGGUCAAAAUGACUCCGAAAAGUCAACACAAGAAAUACCUGAGAGCAUUCUUGAAGAUAUCGCGGAAACUCAAAGGCUUCAGAGGGCCAAACGAUUUCCAUCAAGUGCUAUUCCUGAAGUGGAAACCGAAGAAGCUUUCGAGUUUCAUCGAGCUGAAGUCUCAUCAGACACCGAUAUGACCAAUUUCGACAAUGACAAAUUGCCUUCCGAAGCCACAAAUUCUAAUAGCAAACUCAAUGAUGCACCUUUCGACAUUGGAAACCAACAAGAUGGUCGACAAGACUCUCCUGCUGAAGCAGACGAGUCUACGAUAACAGUCGGUACUGCCAAGCCAGCCAAACAAUCAAAGGCAAGAGCCCCAACAGCUGCCAAACCCUCUGCUCCAAAGACUGCGUCUACUCCAAAGACACAGCCUACGUCGGUGUCUAAGACAACCACUGUCCAAAAGCCACCAGCUGUAAAGGUUGAGAAGUCUUCAAAUGCCUCUGCUCAACCAGAACAAUCUCAAGCUAAGCCAAAGAAGUCGACUUCAAAAGUCGAAAGCUCUUCGGUUGCAUCAGCACAGCCUGAGCAAUCUCAAGCCAAGCCAAAGAAGCCUUCUCCAAAGACCACGAAGCUUCCAAGCGCCCCAAAGAAUUCAAAGGCACCAGCAACUGUUGUUCCUGAAGAGCCCGUCCCCAAACCCAAGGGCAAAAGCAGGGCUAAGGCUGGAGUAAAUGAUAAGCGCAAGGCUGAUCAAAUGACCUCCGCUGGCAGCAGUUCGGGACCAAACAAGACGAAUAUAUCUCCCGCUUUGAAGCAAACAUCUAUUGUUGAAGGUGCAAUUGCCAUGGCAGAAGCAAGAAAGCAAGCAGCUAUCGAGAAGAAACAAGCUUUAGAAGAAAAGUUAAAGGCAAUUCAAGUAGCGAAGGCGGAGAGGGAGGCUGAUAGAAUCAAUAAAGAGGCACAAGCUUUUGAAGAUGAAGUCGCUGAAUUGGAGAGGAAAAUUGCGAUGGAACAAAUGGAUGACGAAUAA
This is a messenger RNA of Botrytis deweyae, 3180 nucleotides long. RefSeq lists its product as uncharacterized. The record is from RefSeq and is a predicted model, not a curated record. Lineage: Eukaryota; Fungi; Ascomycota; Leotiomycetes; Helotiales; Sclerotiniaceae. Bases 1 to 3180 code for a protein of 1059 amino acids. The transcript is spliced from 4 exons.